AUGUGGUGUUCCUUUAAGUUGCUUGAGGGUGAGAGAAUUUGUUCAAGACCGAGAAAGUUUAAAGCACUUGUUUCAGGAAGUGGAUCUUGUAGUUAUGUCUUCAAGAACAGAAGGCUUUGGGUUGACAGGACUAGAGGCUCUUUCAGCUGGUCUUCCUGUGGUUGUCAAUCACAACUCGGGUUUUGGAAAGGCACUGUGCAGUAUACCCUUUGGUCCGUCAUUUGUGGUUACCGUAACUCAGAGGAUCCCGCCGAUUGGACCGCAGCCAUUCAGAAACUCUGGAGCAAAGAAAGGAAAUGUCGACUUAGAACCUGAUACUCAGGCUAAUGUCGACUUGAGGAAGUGAAAAUCUUGCGUGAUUCCUAUGGCAGGAAAUACAACUGGGCGGAACAAAUGAAAGAGCUCGUUAACAAGAUGAUUGGUUGGGCUCACGGUAUGAACGUAAAUUACAGUUUCUUCAGCACAUUAUAGGGAAAUAUUGAAACGUAAUCAAAAACAUUUUGCCUUAACGUCAGAGCAAAAAACUCACUCAAACGAUUUCCAUUUGCCUUUCAAUUGCAGAAACAAUUUAAUGUGUGUAAUUUCUUUAUUUCUCAUGCAUUGUACUCACUUUCCGUCUCCUUAAUUAUAUUAAAUACCGACUUUUUAUUUUGGAAAUCAGCGCAACCUACAGAUUAGUUCCUUAUCUACAGUAGUUAUCUUAUAGCAGGUAGCUGUCUAACCUGUAGGUUGCACACUAAUAAUAUUAUAAAAAUGCUGUUCUUUUCAAUAUUAUUUUGAAUUUUUUUCCCGGGUCUAGUUAACUUACUACACCUUGUUUUGUUUGAAACAAGAUGGGCUUCCGCUGGUUUUACACCUGUGUAGCGUACAUCAGUGUAUACGGAUGCUGCUAAAACAGAGCAAAAGGGAACAUAGGGUAAAAAUGGAUAGACUCAGUCAUUAAUAAUGUGUUUUUGAGACUGAAAGCUCAUUGUUACAUCACCCCGCUCAGCAACGAACUUCUUGAUUUAAAUCUAAUUACUAACUGAGUAAUUUCACUAAUUAUCAACUUAGUUUCCUCUAAUUGCUCUGAUUCAGUGCAAUUGAAACGUUUGGACUAAGGGUGCAGCGGCCACUUAGUAAUUUUCACGGAGUUAUAAUAACUCCUCUAGUGGCGUUAAUUUAACUCCUUACAAUGGAGUUAUUUUUGGGGGAGUUAUUUUAACUCCAAAAAGAAGUUUAAAGAACUCUUUUUCAGGAGUAAAAAUGACCCUAGAUAUCGAGGAGUUAAAAUAACCCCAAAAAAGGAGUUAUCCUGUACCUAAAGUUUUUAUUCCACUUUCAGACUUAAAGCAACUCCAAAAGGAGUAAAAACGACCCAUGGCAUGUAAGGAGUAAAAAUAACCCCAUUUUCGGAGUUAUUUUAACUCCAGAAUGGGAGUAAAAAGAACUCUUUUUCAGGAGUAAAAAUGACCCCAAAUUUGGAGUUAAAUUAGGAGUUAAAGUAUCCCCAAAAAGGGGUUAUCCUGUACCUAAAAUGUUUACUCCAUUUUUGGAGUUAUAAUAACUCCCUAAAAAUUACUGCACAGUUUAUCUGAUAGCAAAUGAUAGACCACGCAGCAAGCGUUCAUGUGCAAAAAUGUCUAGACGUACAGGAAUACUUGCUUCGUGCCUUUUUAUUGCAAGGUGAAAAGAUUCCCUUUUCCACAUUUUAAUGUGAUAAAAGACCGCCUUUAGACCAUCUGGAAAAAGAGAUAACUAUCAACCUCUUUUUCUUCAAAAUUCAACUUAAAAUGUUUCGGUUUGGUUUUUUCAUUUUCCCGUUCUCCUUUCUCCAUUUCCUGUUCUCAUUUUAAAAUAUCCUAUGAAUUUCGUUGUAGCAUUCAUAUUUCAAAAUUAUCUUUCCAGAUCAAAGUGACUUAUUCAUUCCUAAGAAGUCUGUUCCAGCUGAUAUCGAAGAUGAGAUUCCAAAGUUGAAUAUAAAGUUCAAGAUGUUGGGCUGCUUCACGCUGUCGCAAAAAGUGGAAAUAUUGAAAUCAUUGCGUCGUUGCUGUCCCAAGGAUUUGAAGUUGAUUCAAAAGACAGGGAAGGUGUAACUCCACUGAGGCAUGCAGCCGAGAGCAGCAAAGAAGUUACCUUUCAGAUGUUGAUACAAAAAGGCGCUAAUGCAUCUUUGAAAGACAACAAAGGGUCAAGUCUGCUCCACAGGGCUGCAAUAGGUGGAAAUACAUCCAUUAUCAACAAACUGUUAUUACUUGGUCUUGAAAUAGAUACAAGGAGUGAUGACGGUUUCACUCCACUGAUGGCUGCAGCUCUUGUUGGUAAACAAAGUGCUUUUAAGAUGCUGUUACGACAUGAGGCUAAUGUAUCUUUGAAAGACAACAAGGGGGUCUGUCUGCUCCAUUGGGCUGUACAAGGUGGGGAUACAUGCAUUAUCAACACGAUGCUAUCACUUGGUCUUGAAACUGAUUCAAGGAACAAUGAUGGCGUCACUCCACUGUUGAGAGCAGCCCUUAGAGGUAAACAAAGCGCAUUUCAAUUGUUGAUACAAAACGGUGCUGAUCUAACUUUGGAAGACAACAAUGGUUGCAGUCUGCUCCACAAGGCUACCCAAGGUGGAACUGAUACAUCCAUCGUCAACGAGCUGUCAUCGCUUGGUCUUGAGAGAGAUUCAAGGAACAAUCACGGUGUCACUCCACUGAUGGCUGCAGCUUGUUGUGGCAAACAAAGUAGUUUUGAGUUGCUGUUACAACAUGGGGCUGAUGCAUCUUUAAAAGACAACCUGGGCAACUGUCUGCUCCACUGGGCUGCACAAGGUAGAGAUACAUCCAUUAUCAACAAAAUGUUACGGCUUGGUCUUGACGUUUCAAGGAACAAUGCUGGUACCCUUCAAAAGUAA
Messenger RNA from Porites evermanni, 2878 nucleotides. The record is from the annotation of a GenBank genome assembly. Lineage: Eukaryota; Metazoa; Cnidaria; Anthozoa; Scleractinia; Poritidae.